AUGGAAGACGCACACCGUUGUUCUACAUCAUCAGAUUUAUCGGACUCUGAACCAUUUCAGGAGUCUGGUUCGGAAUUCGUGCCUUUCGAUGAAGAAUCAGCAGACGAACCUUCUGUUACUGACCCACCAAAAGCAUCCAGAGAUGUUAAGAGUAGAAAGCGAGUUCGCAAUGAAAAAAAGUGGAGGAGAAGUGUUGCUAAGAAAAAGCGAUGUGCCGGUGAAGAGUAUACAACCAGAUCCAAUAGAGUUGUUCCUGCAAAGACUUUUAGUCCAUGUGUAUGCAGUUGUAAACAUCACUAUAAAAAUAUGAUUCCUGAGAAACGUCAAAGAGCUUUGCAUCAGUACUUCUAUUCAUUGGAAAACUUUGAUUUUCAAACCGCGCAUCUGUUUUCCUUAAUCAAAGUUGAAAAUAAAUUACGCACAUACACUGGGAAUCUACAGAGCAGGAGGGAAAAGACGAGAAUUUUCCUACUACCAGACAAAAAUGAUGCAGAGCGAAAAGUCUGCAAAACAUUUUUUUUAAGCUGUAUAUCAGGUUAUUCUUAG
Messenger RNA from Psylliodes chrysocephalus, 546 nucleotides. NCBI's taxonomy places the organism in Eukaryota, Metazoa, Arthropoda, Insecta, Coleoptera, Chrysomelidae. The record is from the annotation of a GenBank genome assembly.